Molecule: messenger RNA, 490 nt
Organism: Cherax quadricarinatus
Lineage: Eukaryota; Metazoa; Arthropoda; Malacostraca; Decapoda; Parastacidae
Source: RefSeq, a predicted model, not a curated record
GUGAGGCUGAUCAUUAAGCAGAACAACAAGUGUUGUUAUUGUCUUGUUUCUCACUGCUUCUGCAACACUGUGUUGUGGUAGGUGUUACACAGAUAAUACAAGAUGAGUGUCAACAUUAACUGGGACAUUGAAUCCUACCGUGCUCCAUAUGAGAGUGAUGAGCACUGGGCCUUGAAGCAGGAAUUUAUGGAAGCGCAUAAAUCAAGAAUACCAGAAGAUCGUCUGGUGUGCUUAGCUCAAGUGUUUGUCAAUAUUGAACUGUUGGGUUGUAGGUAUCCAGACAAGACAAUGGAGCAAGUUAGUAUAUUGGCUCGAGAUGUAGGUCAGGAAUACAAGGAAAGCAAGAAGAAGAAAUUACAGCGCACGUUUGUUAAAGCAUCAGAUGCUGCUGGGGCUAGAUACAAAGGCAGUAAGGCUCGCUCAUAAAUAUACUCUUCUUUAGUUUAUUUUGUGUACAAUAAGGAAAGUAAUUGGUUAGGCAAAAAAAAGU